AUGUCUGUCGAUCUGAGGGAGCGUAAGGAACAGUUUGUUACUGGCCUUCAAGGGGGGUCCAUCGAAGAGAUCAACACCGUUACAGCGGUGGCUCCUCUUGUGUAUUUCUGCUGGAAUCUGUUGUCAUCAUCCACUUAUGGCUCGAAUCUAAUGGUGGAUUUUGCAUUGAACUGGGUAUGCCCACUUCUUUGCAUUACAACGUAUUCUAGUAGGGUUGGAUUAUUGUACACAUUGAUUUCAGUCCCCUGUAUUUCCAUAUGGUUUAUCAAUAGAAUGCAAGCAGGUUCUCAAAAGACUACUCACAAGAAAAAGGCUGGUUCUGCAGAUCCCCAGAAGUUCCAAUUGACCAAAAAACCAUUUAUUACUGCUUAUCGUAGUGGCAUGCUCGUUCUCACUGUACUUGCCAUUCUAGCGGUGGAUUUCCCAGUCUUCCCAAGGAGAUUUGCCAAAGUUGAGACUUGGGGAACUUCUUUAAUGGAUUUGGGGGUUGGUUCAUUCGUAUUCAGCAAUGGACUUGUAUCUGCAAGAGCCCUUCUAAAAGAACGCCUUCAUCCAGAGAGAAAACUGAGUCUAGCCAAGAAAUCUCUCAUUGCCGUAAGAUCUAUGGUAACGUUGUUAAUCAUUGGUUUAAUUCGACUCUGUUUUGUGAAAAAUUUAGAGUAUCAGGAACAUGUUACAGAAUAUGGUGUUCAUUGGAACUUCUUCAUCACCUUAUCACUUUUACCGCCAGUGCUUGUGUUUUUAGAGCCUAUUACUCACUACAUUCCAAGAUUUGCCAUUGCGACAGCAACAUCUAUUAUUUAUGAGAUUAUAUUGGCUAGAAACGAGAAAGUGUUAAAUUUUUUGGUUUUGGCACCUCGUACAGAUUUCUUCAGCGCCAAUAGAGAAGGUAUAGUAUCCUUCACCGGUUAUUGUUCUAUCUUCCUCUGGGGACAAACCACAGGCUUCUACAUUUUGGGCAACAAACCAACUAAAAAUAAUCUUUACAAGCCAUCGGUUGACCCAUUACUUGAACCAAAAGGCACCCAAAAAAUAUCAUCGUGGGAUAAAUGGACCACAGUAAGCCCUUUAACAGGACUUUUCCUUUGGACUGGGGCGUUUUUCAUUUUAUUUUUCUUCGUAUUGCCUGUGCUUCCCUUCGACGUAUCUAGAAGAUUUGCCAAUUUACCUUAUGUUAUAUGGGUUGUGGGAGUCAACCAAGGUGGAUUAGCCGUUUACUGCUUAAUUGACAUUAUCUUUGGGCUCAAUGAUGCUAACUACAAGAUACCUACUAUAUUGGAAGCAUUAAACUGCAAUGGAUUACUCAUGUUUUUACUCUCAAAUGUGACUACAGGUCUGAUCAACAUGUCAAUGGUAACCAUUGAUGCUUCAAAUACGGUUUCUGUGAUUACGUUACUUCUAUAUUCAUCGUUUUUAACAGCUGCCGCUGUUAUCCUCUAUCAGAAAAAAAUCUUCAUCAAAAUAUGA
This is a messenger RNA of Zygosaccharomyces rouxii, 1467 nucleotides long. RefSeq names its product glucosaminyl-phosphotidylinositol O-acyltransferase (gene GWT1). The coding region runs from base 1 to 1467 and encodes 488 amino acids. The transcript has a single exon. NCBI's taxonomy places the organism in Eukaryota, Fungi, Ascomycota, Saccharomycetes, Saccharomycetales, Saccharomycetaceae. Gene Ontology annotation, cellular component: endoplasmic reticulum; membrane. The record is from RefSeq and is a predicted model, not a curated record. Gene Ontology annotation, molecular function: glucosaminyl-phosphatidylinositol O-acyltransferase activity. Gene Ontology annotation, biological process: GPI anchor biosynthetic process; protein localization to plasma membrane.